Molecule: messenger RNA, 354 nt
Organism: Melopsittacus undulatus (budgerigar)
Lineage: Eukaryota; Metazoa; Chordata; Aves; Psittaciformes; Psittaculidae
Product: E3 ubiquitin-protein ligase RBBP6-like
Exons: 3
Coding region: 1-354 (117 amino acids)
Biological process (GO): ubiquitin-dependent protein catabolic process; protein ubiquitination
Cellular component (GO): nucleus
Molecular function (GO): ubiquitin protein ligase activity; zinc ion binding
Source: RefSeq, a predicted model, not a curated record
AUGUCUUGCAUCCACUACAAGUUCUUCUCCAAGCUGGACUAUGAUACGGUCACCUUCAGUGGCUUCGACAUCUCCCUUUGCGACCUCAAGUGCAAGACCAUGCGCAAGGAGAAGCUGAAGGCAGCCAACUGUGAUCUGCAGAUCAGCAAUGCCCAGACCAAAGAAGAAUACACAGAAGAUGCCCUGAUUCCUAAAAACUCAUUGGUAAUCGUUAAAAGAAUCCCUGCUGGAGGAGUUAAAGCUACCAGCAAAACGGAUGUUACAAUUCGAACUGAGCCAGUGAGCAGAACAUCAGAAGCAGUACGUAAAAACCCAAUCUCACCCUUUUUUUCUACACACUGCACUGAAUUCUAA